This is a messenger RNA of Closterium sp. NIES-67, 2820 nucleotides long. Lineage: Eukaryota; Viridiplantae; Streptophyta; Zygnematophyceae; Desmidiales; Closteriaceae. The record is from the annotation of a GenBank genome assembly.
GGAGUGGCUCUCCACCUUCCACGAGGGCGGCCUCGUGCUCUCGGCCACCCACCUGCGCCAGGCCAUUUUCACUGCACCGCGGGGCUCGUCGGGAGGACCUACUGGAUGGGUGGCGGAACACCUCCGCGACACCUUUUUGGCGUUCCCACAGACCCUGCCCUCCUUGCUGUCUGUAUACCAGCUCUGGCUCGGAGGACGCUGCCCCUCAGCUGCGCGCUCUCUCUUGGCUUCGUCCACCCUCGUGGCUCUCGCGAAGCCGAACAGGGACGUGCGGCCGAUCGCCAUUGGAGAGGUGCUCGUGCGUGUCCUCUCCCGGGCAGUCUGCCUCCAGCUCCGCGACCAGAUGGCGAGAGUGUUCCUCGCGUCACAGCAGUUCGGAGUCGGGGUCACGUGUGGCACAGAGGUCACCGUUAGAGGCGUUGUCCGUGCUCUAGCCGACCACCCAGGCUGGGUGGUUCUGCAGCUAGACGUGGCCAAUGCCUUUAACUCUUUCUUUCGCGACGUCCUGUUCCAGGCACUGCAUGCGAGCCCUGAGUUCAGGUGUCUCAUCCCAUUCAUUCGUCUUUUCUACGGCACGCCGUCUGAUCUGAUCUAUCGGACUGGUAGGGGAGUCACCACGAUGCACUCGGAGCGCGGCACCCGGCAGGGAGAUCCGCUGAGCCCGUUUCUCUACGCACUCACGCAGCGCCUCGCCCUGGAGCCCGUCCUGGCAGGUGGUGAUGUCCAGCUCUGGUCGUACGCCGACAACACCUACCUCGUGGGCCCUCCAGACAGGGUGCUGCACCAUUUCACUGAGGUCGUGAGGCGCUUGGGCGAGUUGGGCCUUGCUGUCCAGCCGCACAAGUGCCUUGUUCAUCACACGUCCGCGAUCCUGCCCAGCGAGGUGCAGGCUUUCACCGGUCUUGGCAUCGAGGUCGCACGCCGGGGGCUCACCGUGACGGGCGUUCCGGUCGGCACCGAUACCUUUGUGAGGACCAGCCUGCGCGACCGACUGGAGAGGAUGGCUGGGGUGCUGCCGUGGCUCCCGAAGCUGCGGCAGCCACAGACAGCGGCGCGCCUGCUCUCCGCGUGUGUCAGCACACGUCCGCAGUACUUGGCGCGGACAGUCCCCCCAUCACCAGAGGUACGUGCCAUCUUUGCAGCGUGGGACGCGCGCUUGGGAGCGACCUUCCAGCAGCUCCUCGUUCGAGGUACGUGGAGGGAGGGGGAUGCAAUCUGCAAGGCAGCCUUGGAGCAGGCUUUUCUCCCGAUUCGCCUCGGGGGCUUCGGCAUCCGACGCAUGGAGCGCAUCGCCCCGGUGAGUUAUCUCUGUUCGUGGGCGCAGUGCGCACCGAUUCUCUGCUCGCUGCCGUCGGUGGGGGAGGGCUUCCGUCAGAGCUUCGCAUCAGGUGAGCCCGUCCAGAUCGAUCCGCACAUCAUGAUGGCUCAGGAGGCCCUGCCAGCAGACGUCCUACGCCUCAUGCGGGCCUGGCCUUCUUGCGCGACAGGAGCACUGGACGGCCUUUUCAGAGAAGCCAGCAGACACAUCAAGGUGCACGCUUUGGAGUCGGUACGUACCCGUCAUACUGAUCCCCUGCAUCUUGCCCGUUUGACAUCCCUUCAGGGUCCAGGUGCGGGAGCUUGGCUUACGACGGUACCCUACGCGGACUCCCUGCGCAUUCCGGAGGCGCAGUGGCAGGUGGCUUCAUGCUUUCGUCUCGGUCUCCCCAUUCCCCAGUUAGUCCUGGCAGGUCAGUGCUCGUGCGGAGAGGAGAUCGCCGACAUGUCGGUGCCGCAUCACGCGGUGCGGUGCGCGCGCUUCGCGGUCGCCACGACCAUCCACGACACAGUGAAGUACAUGCUUCGUGACUUCGCGGACGAGGCCGGCUUCGCUGUCCAGGUGGAGGACACGGCGCUCAUUCCGCACCUGGAGGCGGCGCGAGCUCGACUGCAGACAGAGCAGCAGCCCGCGCAGCAGCAGCAGACGCCAGCCGCUCGCACAGGCCGCAUAGGGGCACCCGCCCGCAUUCCCGACCUCACCUGCAGGGCGCCGCGAGAUGCAUUGAUGGUGAUUGUAGACGUCUCGGUGGCAGACCCACAGCGGGAGGGGAAUGCGCAGUUCAGGCGGAUGGCACCCACUCAGAUUGGCGGCGCAGCAGCUAGGCGGGUGCAGGAUAAGCUGCGACACUGGAGGCCGGUGUUACAGGGGUUGCAGCCGGAUCCAGAGUUCUACGCCUGCGUAAUGGAGACUUUUGGGUGCCUGAGUGAGCCACUGCGGCAGUUCCUAGGGCUGUGUGCAUCGCGGACAGCACGGCGGAGGAGAGAUUCAGGGGCAGGGGAUGACGGGUCAGCACGGAUAUUUGAGACGAGCCUCACUACGCGUCUCUCCGUGGCACUGCAGCGUGCGCAUGCAAAUGUGAUCAUGCAGCAUGCAGUGCGGCAGCUGGGCGGCUCCGACAAUGGAUGGAUGCCAGCACCUGUACCUUUGGGCGCUGGGCAGGGGAGUUGGCACCACAUCACAGGGUGCUUCGAGAGUGCAGCAGACAUGCAGUAUAUGUAUGAUGCAUAUGUGUAACAAAAAACAUAUAUAGGCCGUGCUUGAGACGCUGUGCCCGCGCUGUGCGCGUGGGCUGUUGCUUUGUUAGGUCCCAUGAUGUCCCUCUGAUAUAGUCACACCCCCCCCUCCCUCCUUCCCCUCUCCUCUUUCUCUCCUCUUUCUCGCUCUCUUCUCCCCCACUCUUUCUGCUACCUUCUUCCUUCCAUUAUCUCCUUUCUCUUUCCUUCUCUAUCUCUCUUCUCUCUCAUUUUCUCUUCUAUACCUCUAAAUGCAACUAUGUCAUA